AUGGAAGAAACGCACAAAUUUAUAAUUUUUUUCUCUUAUAUAGGAACGGAAUUUAACGGGUCUGCUUAUCAAAAAGAUAAUACAGACACGGUGGAAAAUAAACUAAUGGAGCGUUUACAUAACUUAAAUUUAAUUUCUGAUGAUAACGACUCUUUUUCAAGAGUUUCAAGAACAGACAAAGGAGUUUCUGCUCGCAUAAACGCACUAACCAUAAGAUUAAAAAUAAGACAUCCAAAUAUGUCUUUAUUAGAUAUUCAAAAAAUUUAUGUUAAAGAGUUAAAUAAAAAACUAAAAUAUAUGCAAAUCAUUGACAUACAAAAUGUUCCCAAUAUGUUUGAUGCUCGCUUAAACUGUGUGCACAGAACUUAUGUGUACUUUUUUAUCAACAAGAAUUACAACUUUGAACGAAUGAAUGAAGCAGCCAAGUUAUUUCUAGGAGAGCACAAUUUUGCAAAUUUCUGUAAAAGGAGAAAAAGCAAUACAUACUUUAAGAGGAGAAUUCUCAAAAUUGAGAUCAAGAAUAUUGAUAAAAAUUUUCAUUAUUUUAAAAUAAAAGGAACCUCCUUUUUGUAUAACCAGAUUAGGCACAUUGUUGCUACGCUCUUCCUAGUUGGUAAAGGGAAAGUGAACAAGAGCGAUAUAAUUAAUAGGUUGAAUAACAAUUCUGUUAAAAAUAUAAAUUACAAAAUAGCGGAUGAAAAUGGACUACUAUUGUACUCCUUUAAAUUCAAUGACCUUAAUUUUAAUAUCAAUGUAAAUAACCGUAUAUUUUCGAAUGUUAUGAAUAAAUACAUUCAGAAUGCUAUACUGUUGGUUUCCCUUUGUUAUCCUUUGAAAAUCAGUGAAACGAAUGAAAACUUUUUUCAAAACAUAAAUGAUGAGGAUGAAAUUCCCUCUUAG
Molecule: messenger RNA, 900 nt
Organism: Plasmodium malariae
Lineage: Eukaryota; Apicomplexa; Aconoidasida; Haemosporida; Plasmodiidae
Product: tRNA pseudouridine synthase, putative
Exons: 8
Coding region: 1-900 (299 amino acids)
Biological process (GO): tRNA pseudouridine synthesis; mRNA pseudouridine synthesis
Cellular component (GO): nucleus; cytoplasm
Molecular function (GO): pseudouridine synthase activity; RNA binding
Source: RefSeq, a predicted model, not a curated record